UCCAUUAAGUUGGACAUCGUCGUGCUCGAAGGUGACUUCAACAAAGACGAUGAGGAUAACUGACCCAAGAAGCGUUUGAGAGCCACGUGGUUAAACAACGUGAAGGAAAGAGGCCGCUUUUGGCUGGAGAUCUCGUAGUGAAGCUCAAGGAAGGUGUUGGGGAGAUGGGAGAACUGAUAUUUACUGACAAUUCCAGUUGGAAUAGGAGUAAAAGAUUCAGGAUAGGGCUUAAGGUGGCAACGGGUAGUUGUGGGAACACACGAAUCCGAGAAGCAAAAACAGACGCCUUCCAAGUCAAGGAACAUAGAGGGGAAGCAUACAUGAAACAUCAUCCACCUGCAUCUGACGAUGAGGUUUGGAGGUUGGAGAACAUUGCCAAAGGUGGGAAAUCUCACCAAAAACUGAGUGAUGCUGGAAUAUAUAAAGUGGAAGACUUUCUACUGCAACUGUUCACGGACCCCGAGAAAUUGAGAGAGAUUCUCGGAAAGAGCAUACCGUAGAAGAAGUGGGAUAGCCUGAUACG
Messenger RNA from Eucalyptus grandis, 523 nucleotides. RefSeq names its product calmodulin-binding protein 60 C. Gene Ontology annotation, molecular function: DNA-binding transcription factor activity; calmodulin binding; sequence-specific DNA binding. Lineage: Eukaryota; Viridiplantae; Streptophyta; Magnoliopsida; Myrtales; Myrtaceae. Gene Ontology annotation, cellular component: nucleus. The transcript is spliced from 3 exons. The record is from RefSeq and is a predicted model, not a curated record. The coding region runs from base 165 to 500 and encodes 111 amino acids. Gene Ontology annotation, biological process: regulation of salicylic acid biosynthetic process.